Messenger RNA from Trichosporon asahii var. asahii CBS 2479, 462 nucleotides. RefSeq lists its product as uncharacterized. Bases 1 to 462 code for a protein of 153 amino acids. The transcript is spliced from 4 exons. Lineage: Eukaryota; Fungi; Basidiomycota; Tremellomycetes; Trichosporonales; Trichosporonaceae. The record is from RefSeq and is a predicted model, not a curated record.
AUGAAGCGUAAGCUAUCAGUUGCCUCACGUAUCUCCAGCUCCAAGGCGCUCGUCAGUAAGGUUCAUCGCGGCUUGGGCCUUCGUGACCUGACUACAGUCUUCAACUCCGCUCCUCUCGAUAUCCACCUGGCGUGCAAGCGUGGUGAGCUCGCUAGCGGAGACCGAGCUGAUCCCAGUCCUCAUCGCCUAAUUCGCUGUGAAGUGAGCGACGGUAUGCUUCCCAAACCAAGGAAUAGAGCUGAUUCACAGUCAACACUGAAUAGAACACUCGUACGCUCUCUCACUGUUUCAUUCGAGCUGAUUCUCAGUCCUCCGUCCCCUCCUUAUGGUCCGAGAUGUGGCACCUCUAGCCCUCAGUUCCAAGUCGCACAAGUCCCCCCUUCCUCUAAGUCUCGCGUAAUUGGUGAGCUGUCCAAGUUCUCGUCAUCAGUUGAUCCCCAGCUCCUCGAUUCUGGGUUCUGA